This is a messenger RNA of Schizosaccharomyces japonicus yFS275, 2463 nucleotides long. RefSeq lists its product as hypothetical. The transcript has 4 exons. The record is from RefSeq and is a predicted model, not a curated record. The coding region runs from base 1 to 2463 and encodes 820 amino acids. NCBI's taxonomy places the organism in Eukaryota, Fungi, Ascomycota, Schizosaccharomycetes, Schizosaccharomycetales, Schizosaccharomycetaceae.
AUGCAGUUCAAUGCAGCUUGUGACGGUGAAAUCUUUCAAGACUUGUAUUUAGUCGCUAGAGGUAGUUGCACUUCUGCUGCUCGGGUCACAUUUCAGCUUUAUUUUACUAUUAUAACAAAAUGCAAUGAUGAUACGGAUGUUGAAAUUGACCUUCUUGAUUUAAGCUCUUUCACGCUAUUUGUAACAGAUGGUUCUAUACGCGUGCAUCACAUUGACGGCGUCUCGGCAGCUAAUCUAAAUACAUCCAGUUUAAACCUAUCAGAUCCUCAUGCAAAUUUACUCGAAGAUAAUGGAGUUUCUGAAAUUAGCCAGUACGGCGCCUCAUCAAAUCAACCAACAUGUCCCCUCAAGUGCAAUUCAUCUAGUGAUCCUUUAAUCAAAAAAGAAACAGCGUCAAAGGUCCCCGAAGAUAGCGACGCGGAACUUGUACGAGUUUACAUCCGCAAUGACAAAAUCCGUUUACGCAUAUGUGAUUGUUCGUCCGUGCUUAAACUGGAUCUUUCGUUCUCCGGAUAUUCGCCAAUACUUCGGGACUUCUCCUCAAUGAAACACUAUAUUCCGUUGAGAUUUCUUCCUCCAUUAUUUCAAAUUGAUCUUUCUUUAGAGCUUCCCUUUGCUAAAGAUUACCCAUUUUUAAUAGAACCAUGUCUUGAGGAAGAAUUCAGAAAAGGUGUCUCUCGUGCCAAGAUAGACGCCUUAUUGGAAUUCCUAAACCAGUUUUCCUGCUACAAGGAUACUUCAACACAGAAAGUUAAUUUCUCUAUAUCCAACCUUCAGUCAAAUCCGGAAUUCCCAGAUUUUGCGAAGCACAUUCGUUUGUAUGAGCGGAUGGAAUUAGACGAAAAACUGAAUUUUCGGGCGAAAUACGACUGCGACACUUCAAUUCACCUUUCCGAUUGUGUCGCCGAUAUCUUUGUCAUUAAACACGUCUUGCACUUGGAACUCGUUCCAGAUGCUCAAAAUCCACACUUCGGGAGAGAAGUGAAUGCCAUAUUGCUUCUUUCAAAAAAUGCAACUGUUGUCAAUGUUACCUGCCAUUGCAAUGGCGGAAUGGCUCCCAAGGUGACGUACAUAAAGGAUGACACUUCUAGUAUUGUGACAGACUCACAAUUGUGUGAGAUAUCUAUCCCGGACUUGGAUGACUCCGCAGCUUCGAUUAGCAUCUAUGUUGAGUGUUCAGAACCUUGUAAAUUGGGCUCAAGUCUGUUUAUCCCUCAAGUUUCCAACUAUCAACUUGAGUCAGCGCGUUCUUCAAUCACCGUUCCCCGGGCACCUUACCAAAUAGAACCAUCAAAUGAUCAUAAUGGUUCAUGGAUCAUUGAAUAUGACAGCGCCAACGAUAAAAUCCGCUGUCAUAUGAAGAGCAGCGGCUGCAUUUUAAAACCGUUUACAUUUGUGCUCAACAAAUGUAAUGCUCUCGUCACAUCUUUAUCUUGUUUAAAAAACGAGUGCACUUUCACUGACCCAGUGAACAUUAAAAUAACAGACCAUGAACCAUCUUCAAUCGAUUUACUUCUUCGAGCAAACAUAACUUCCUUUUUUGAGAAAGGAACUCCGGUUGCUUAUUUGAAGCCACCAAAUGAGUCUAUUAUGAAAUGGUGUCUAAUAAACGGACGACAGCCAACACCGGAGGUGCCUGUUAUACAAACGAAGGAUUCUUCCUUAAUUAUAAUUCAAACUGCAGAUUUUAAACAGCUUAUUGAAAUUUGUUGGCAGGUGAAGAAAGCUAAGAAAUUUAAAUCAUCAAACAAGGAAGAGAGUCCUCACCUUUCUGCACUAUCAUUGCCCACUUUUGUUGAUCAACCUCGGCUACAAGCAACUGUUGAUUUUUCGAAUUCGAAAGCAUUUGCUGGAUAUGUGAAACAAAACGAUAGUAUUGUCACACCGGUGAAGGGUAGUGACAAAUACCAGAAGCAACUAUAUUUUGAGAGUAUACCGAAAGCUUUAUUCGUUGAACACACUGAACCAAUUAACACACAGGACUCAAAGUUUGUCAAACCUUUGCACAAACCGAAUCGGGAUAGCACGAGACGAGAUGACAUGAAAGGUUGGGCGCGAUCAUCAUGGAAACGUCUUAUCUUUUAUAUUGUGGCCCUUUUUGAUAUUUUCCUGGUUACAUUAACUUUUCAGCAAGUGUAUUCAUCACGUCCGUCUUAUUCAUCCGGAUCUAGUGUUGUAGAAGUUCCUUCAACUCACUGCGAGAGUUGUGAACAGCAAUUACUCUUAUUGAACAAGACUUUACGGGCUCUUGAGUAUAGCGUCGUCCCGUUUACUGAGAUUGAUGAUCGAUAUUCUUACCUGUCACCGACACGCUUGCAGUUUAACGGAGCUGAGGAAACGAAGUGCGAGAAUACUUGUUUGACUUCAUGUUCACCUGAAACUUACACCCCCUCAAACAUCGAACUUGAACGACAACAAUUUCUGGACGCAUUGAACGCUUUUAACAUAUUUCAUUGGAAUUGA